Molecule: messenger RNA, 1262 nt
Organism: Cyprinodon tularosa
Lineage: Eukaryota; Metazoa; Chordata; Actinopteri; Cyprinodontiformes; Cyprinodontidae
Product: calcium-activated potassium channel subunit beta-3
Exons: 4
Coding region: 136-966 (276 amino acids)
Biological process (GO): potassium ion transport; detection of calcium ion
Cellular component (GO): voltage-gated potassium channel complex; membrane
Molecular function (GO): potassium channel regulator activity; calcium-activated potassium channel activity
Source: RefSeq, a predicted model, not a curated record
UCGCUGCGCUCCAGCCUGCUGGAGACAUGAGAUGAUCUUUUGGGCGCAGGACAUUUGACUUUCAGAUAGAGAAAAAGGCUUGUUAGGAGGAGACACGUACAGGAGGGCCCGGAGGUGGCUGAGAUAGGACUGGGCAUGUUCUUGAACACGGCUUCUCCCCGGAGGUCAUUUAGCAUCCCCAUUAACAUCAACCUGCAUGGGGCUCGCAGGCGGCAGACACGAGAGAUCCACCACACAUCUGUGAUGCAGGAGCAGGAAAGGAGCCCGAGAGGAGAUGGAGGCGGUGCAGAGGGAGCCCGGAGUCAGAUGCCUGUUUCUAGCGUCGGAGAGGACAGAGCUAUCUUGUUGGGUUUCACCAUGAUGGCUUUCUCUGUGCUCAUGUUCUUCGUAGUCGGCAUUACCACAGUCAAGCCUUACAUUGACAGUCGUUGGGAGGAGUCUAGCUGUGUCCUGCCUCAGAGUAAUAUUCUGGAGGAGUGGGUGGACUGCAGAGGGGUGAGCACUGUGCCCUGCCUGACGGUGACAGUCAGCAUCGCCGGCUCCAAUCAGUCUGCCUUUCUCCAGCUGGAUGAGGACUCAGUCUUUCUUCCAAAUGAGUGUUUUUACCUCCCCAAAUGUCAAAUGGACCGAAAGGCCCUUCAAGAAGAAGCGCAGAAAGUAAAAAAGUGGGUGGACACUAAGCUGCAGAACGACUCGCUGUGUUUCAUGGACCAAAAGGGCCAGCCCAACCAUGCCAUCUUGAACAGGAAGUACACCCUGCAGAGGGCGCUGUUUGGACUGCUGUGGCCCAGUCUGAUGCUGGGUGGUGGAUCUUUGCUGGUGGGACUUGUGAAGCUGACUCAGUGCCUGGCCCGCCUGUCCACGGACAUGAACCGUUAUUCAACAGGAGGACAUUGGACUUCUAGAAACACUCAGGGUAAAUUCUACAGACUUAUUCAGAGCUCAAGCCUGCAAUCCCCUUCAUGACUUAUUAAACCCUGCAGCCAGAGACAAACACCACUUGGAAUUCCUUCAUGAGCUAAAUCAUGACACAUCACCAUUGAUAUGUCUAAAUAUCCACAUAUUUCUGUUUGAAGAGCUGUUUAUUUCCUUACAGCCCUAUCUCGUAAGGUCAUUCUCAUCUCUACUUAGCCUGAGCCAAUGGUGAGAAAUAAAAGGAAGAUAAAAGUGCCGAUCCCUUUUGUUUAAAGUCGUAGGGAAAUCAUAUUUAAAUGUCAAAUCAUUCUGGCUUAAACAUGUAUAUAAAUGUGUUCUUUAUCAGA